Molecule: messenger RNA, 1664 nt
Organism: Striga asiatica
Lineage: Eukaryota; Viridiplantae; Streptophyta; Magnoliopsida; Lamiales; Orobanchaceae
Source: the annotation of a GenBank genome assembly
GGCGAAUUCAACCCAGCUAAAGAUUGUUGCACCGUUUAUAUUGUCGCCGUUGUUGAUCUAUCUAAGCUCCCUUCUCAUUUUCUUCAAUUCAAGCUGUCCGGCACUUUCUUUGGUUUCUUCUUCUUCAGUAAGCUGCUGCAGGAAUACGAUGGCAAUGGCGGUAAAAGCGCCAGUAACAGGAUUAAGCGUGGGUUCCCACCCAGCUGGCCCAUCGGGCUCGUCGGGCAAUAGAGGGGUCAUUAUUGUCAGAGCACAUCCUUUCAGAUCAUCGUUGUUUGGUCGUGGAGUUGGUUCAGCUCCAAAAUUUGCUGGACUUCAACUUUCUUGUUCUACUGGAUCCCGAAGGAAUGGUCGUGGAAGGGGUGGUGCUCUUGGUGCUCAAAUGAGUCUUUUUGAUCGGUUUGCGAGAGUUGUUAAGUCAUAUGCAAAUUCGGUAUUAAGCUUCUUUGAAGACCCAGAAAAAAUAUUGGAACAGUCUGUAAUUGAAAUGAAUUUCGAUUUGGUCAAGAUGCGUCAAGCUACAGCACAGGUAUUGGCUUCCCGGAAGCAACUGGAGAACAAAUAUAAGGCUGCUCAGCAAGCUUCUGAAGAUUGGUAUAGAAGAGCUCAACUUGCUUUAGGGAAGGGUGACGAAGACCUUGCUCGUGAAGCUCUCAAGCGUAGAAAAUCUUUUGCUAGUGACGAAGUUAAUUCCACACUAGAUGGAUGUUCUUUGAAGCAGUUUACUGCAUCUUCAGUUUCUGAAGCUUGUAUUCCAGUGAGGAGAAGGGAAGAGGGGAAGGAGAAGGAAGAAAACCUGAAUGUUCUGCCUGUCCAUUAUAUUGCCAGGAGAACUGAUAAUGCAAAUGCUUUGAAGACUCAGCUUGAUCAGCAGAAAGCUAUAGUUGACAACCUUGUCUCGAAUACAAGGUUGUUGGAGAGCAAAAUACAGGAAGCUAAGUCUAAGACGGAUACUUUAAAAGCAAGAGCUCAAACUGCAAAGACUGCAACAAAGGUGAGUGAGAUGCUGGGGAAUGUAAACACGAGUAGUGCUCUGUCCGCUUUCGAGAAGAUGGAAGAAAAAGUUUUGGCUAUGGAAUCUGAGGCUGAUGCGCUUAAUCAGUUGACCAAUGAUGAACUCGAGGGAAAGUUUGCAUUGCUAGAAAGUUCUUCAGUUGAUGAUGACCUCGACAGCUUGAAAAAACAGAUCUCCGGAAACACAAAGAAAGCAGAGCUUCAGCUUCCAGCAGGAAGAGCACCAGUUACAAGCUUGAAGUUUCAAGAUGCUGAAAUCGAGCAUGAAUUGAACGAAUUAAGGCAAAAGGCCAAGGAAUAUUGAGCAUGAGUCUUUGAUAUAUUAUUGGGUAUAGUCACUGGGUGAUUAUUGAGUCAUGUUUAUACCAUUUAUGGUGCGCUCAAUUUGGCCAACUUUGUACAUAAACUAUAGGCUUUCCAAAAUUUUCUACACUUUUGGAAUUUUUUGGACUCUUUUUGUUAUAGUACCUCUAAGCCCUAGUAUACGAUUUCAAUGCAAGUGUGAGUGCUCGCAUUUUGCUGCCAUUAUCAUUCUUCAAGAGCCUAACGAAAUGAAAAUGCAACUCCAAUUAAUUGUUAUUUUUUCACAGCAGAUGUAAUGCUCAUAUAAAUUAUUUUGUUAAUAAAAAGUAAAUAUAAAUGUGUUGAGG